AUGGCUUCCAGCAGAGCAGCAGCAUUUAACCGAUUGAAGACGGUCUUCAGCGACAGGGUGGUUACUCCCGAUGCUGGAUCUGAGUACCAGGCAGCGAUGGUAGUUCCCUGGUCGCAGACGUGCUGGACUCCGGCUGCCGGUUAUGUGUAUUUGAGAGACGCUCAAGAGCUCACUGAAGCACUGGAGAUUAUCAAAAAAACAGGAUCUAAGUUCACCAUCCGUACCACCGGCCAUAAUCCCAACGCGGGCUUUAGCAGCGCAGAUGAGACAGCCAUCGUUUUGGAUAUCCGCCAGCUUCAGAACAAGGAGCUGGGCUCAGACGGUGUCGCUCGAGUUGGAUCGGGAAACACCUGGGGUGAGGUGUAUGCCUGGCUGGAGGAACAGAAGCUGUCAGCAAUUGGCGGUCGAGACCAGCAGGUCGGGUUAGGAGGUUUCCUUCUAGGAGGUGGCAUGGGAGCUUUGCCCCAUCUACAUGGACUAGGCGCUGAUGGAGUUCGGAAUUUCGAGGUCCUUUUAGCCAACGGUAGACUGGUCAAUGCAAAUGCGACAGAAAACGCUGAUCUUUACUGUGCUUUGAAGGGUGGUGGCUCCAACUUUGGCAUUGUGACUAGAUUUGACCUUGACACCCACCCACUAAUCAACGUGCAAUACACGAUCAAUCUCUAUAACCCAGAGGAUCAUAUUGCAAUAAACAAGGCUACAGUGGCGGUUCAGGAUGCCAUGGAAAAUGACCCUAAAAUCGGGUUGUUCACCAAUUUCAAUAAUGGUUUUGUUGCUGUGGGCUUACUCUAUGGCGACACACCCACUGAGCGACCUACGGCUUUUAAGCCUUUUUAUGACCUUGAUAGCUUGGUGACAACAGUUCUACCAUCCACAAAUGGCACUCUCUUGUCACUGGCCCAAGCAAUGGGUCAUAAACAGGAGGCCAAGAAACGGACCAUCUGCACUAUGACUACUAAGGUAUCGCAGGAGCUCUACGAGGAUGUCUAUAAGUCCUGGACUGAAAUCUGCAAGACCCUCCCGACUGACGCAGUCCUGCAUUAUACUAUCCAGCCGUUUGGUAAGGCUGGCGUCCAGGCAGGAAAGGAUCGUGGAGGAAAUAUUAUGGGCCAUGAGAGUGUUCCACAAUGCUGGUGGGUAUUUACCUGCGAGUGGCCUCAAGAGGGUAGCGAUGAUGCCGCCGCGCAAAUGGCAGUGGCCACGAUGACCGAGGCUGUGCAGUCAUUGGCUAAGGAAAAGGGAGUUUUGCUUGACUUCAAGUGCAUGAGCUUUGCGACCGCCUCUCAGAAAGUACUUCGUAGCUAUGGAGCCGAUAACUUGGAGCGAAUGCAAGAGACCGCAGCCAAAUACGAUCCCGAGCGGGUAUUCCAGAAGCUGCAGCACGGAGGCUUUCUCUUACGUGACAACAUUUAG
Penicillium longicatenatum is the source of this 1413-nucleotide messenger RNA. RefSeq names its product FAD-binding oxidoreductase. The transcript is spliced from 6 exons. Gene Ontology annotation, molecular function: FAD binding. NCBI's taxonomy places the organism in Eukaryota, Fungi, Ascomycota, Eurotiomycetes, Eurotiales, Aspergillaceae. The record is from RefSeq and is a predicted model, not a curated record. Bases 1 to 1413 code for a protein of 470 amino acids.